Saccostrea cuccullata (small rock oyster) is the source of this 2777-nucleotide messenger RNA. RefSeq names its product putative autophagy-related protein 11. NCBI's taxonomy places the organism in Eukaryota, Metazoa, Mollusca, Bivalvia, Ostreida, Ostreidae. The record is from RefSeq and is a predicted model, not a curated record. The transcript has a single exon. Bases 99 to 2777 code for a protein of 892 amino acids.
UUAAAAAUUUACUGAAUUGAUAGCCAUAGUGCUCAGGUGAACGAUGUGGCCUACGGGCCUCUUGUGUUGUCGUUCACAUUUGUUUAUAAAUUUCUUAGAUGCCAAGAAAGGGAAAAGCUUCCCAAAGAUCCAGAGAUAAAGUUCAUCGCAGAUGGGUAGCAGAGACUCCCUCAAAGGACGGUAAGGAUUCUGUUUCAGGUGCAGAUCCUUUAAAUGCCUUGAAGUUGGUACCUCUUCAAGGAAGUCUGCCUAUCCCUGAGAGGGGUAACAUAGCUAUGUCUGACUCGCCAGCGUGCGUUUGUACACCAGAGAGUGUACCUUCACCAGUGUGUGAAGCAGGGCAGGCGCCACUAACUGACUCGCCGCGAUGCGUUUGUACACCAGCGAGUGUACCAUCACUGUCAGAAGUGGGUGAUGCAGUUAGUAGGACAAAUCAGAAAAGGUGCAAGAUUCAAAAUGAGGAAAAUAUACAAAACAAAAAUGAGAAAGAAAUACAUGAGAACAAUACAGAAAAAUUGAAGAACAAAACUGAGAAAGAAUUACAUGAGAACAAUAUAGAAGAACUGAAGAACAAAACUGAGAAUGAAAUUCAUGAGAACAAUGUAGAAAAACUGAAGAACAAAAAUCAGAUAGAUAUAUAUGAGAACCAUAUAGAAACAUUGAAGAACAAAAUGGAGGAUAUGUCUGAGAACAGAAUGGAACAGAAAUUUCAAAAUAACAGAAGCCAGGAAUCAUGCCAACAGGAAAGAAAUAUUCAAUUAGAGAAUGGGAAAGAAAAGAGAAAAAAGGUACAAUUUGGUAUGAGUAUUGGCACUGGAAUAUUUUCAUCUCUGCAAGGAAACUUUCAUCAAGGUUGUACAGAAUUAUUUGGAAUUACAAGUGGUAAACAAUGUGUGGCUAAUGCAUUAUCAAGCAUAAUUUUUUCAAGGGUAAAAAAUCAAAAUGCUUGGUUGUCAUCAGACAUUGACAAGAUUUUGACAACUGGAAAUGAACUUUAUGGUUAUCUGCAAGCAAGUUCAACUGUGCAGAAUGAAUAUUUAUUGAUAGAUGAAUUACCAAAUGAGAUAGAAGUUUAUGACAAAUGCUUUUCUGUGCAAACUUUUGAAUCGCAAGUUGGUUUAAUUGGUAAUGAUGAAAGAUUAAGAGAUGAUGUCGAAAUGUUUGGUAUGUCCAUUUUAGAGGCAUUGCAAAGGUCAUUUGAAAUGGCAGAAUGUUCAUUUGUUUGCUUUGGUGGAAACACUUUUUCUGUGAUGAAAGUUGGAAAACAAUACUUUCUUUUUGAUUCCCAUGCACGAGAUCAGAGUGGAUUACUUGAUGCUAAUGGAAAAAGUACAUUGAUUGGAGUAGAGACACUGGAAGGUGUGGCACAACAUUGUUUGCAGUUGGCAUUAUCUCUCUCUGUUAAUCAGAAUUCUCAAUUUGAAAUAACGCCAGUAAAUAUCAUUGAAUUAGGUACUGAUGACAUACAUAUAGUAGAGGAAAGUUCAUCUGAUAGAGCAGCAGAAAUUGAAAAAGGUGAUGUCCUUCUAGAUAGAUAUUUUGAUGAUCAAGAAUGUAGACUGAAAAAUAUGGUCAAAAGAAAGGAAAAGGAAGGAAAAAUCAAAUAUUCCAGAAAGGAGUACAUUAGAAAUUACAUGAAAAAUUGGAGGAAAAAUGAACAUGCUAGAAAUAUUGAGAAAGUAAGAGACAAAUUGGCAAAGCAAGAAAAAAGAUUAGACAAUACAAAAAGAACCAUUGAGAAAGAAAGGGACAAAACAGCAAGACAAGCCAAAAGGUUAGACAAAGAGUCAAGAAACAUUGAGAAAGGAAGAGAAAGAGCAACAAAACAGUUAAAACGAUUAGACAAAGAAAUGAGAUGCACUGAGAAAGAAAGGGACAAAAAUGCAAGACAAGCCAAACGGUUAGUCAAAGAGUCAAGAAACAUUGAGAGAGGAAGAGAAAGAGCAACAAAACGGUUAAAACGAUUAGACAAAGAAAUGAGAUGCACUGAGAAAGAAAGGGACAAAAAUGCAAGAAAAGCCAAACGGUUAGACAAAGAGUCAAUAAACAUUGAGAAAGAAAGGGACAAAAUAGCAAGACAGGCCAAACGGUUAGACAAAGAGUCAAGAAACAUUGAGAAAGAAAGGGACAAAACAGCAAGGCAAGCAAAACGGCUAGACAAAGAGUCAAGAAACACUGAGAAAGGGAGGGAAAGAGCAACAAAACAGGUUAAACGAUUAGACAAAGAAAUGAGAUGCAUUGAGAAAGAAAGGGACAAAAUCACAAAGAAAAGAAAGAGAAAUGACCCAAUAUUUAGACUUUCUGAGAAAGAAAGAGAGAGAAAUGCUAAGCAAAAACAAAGAGCAAAUAUAGACAUAAUGAAUAAUGAACAUGACAGAGAUGUCAGAAGAAAAAGGAAGUGUAGGGAAGAUUCUGCAUUUCUUGAAAUGGAACGCAUAAGAAAAUCUGUGAAGAGAAACAAUAUUGACUAUCGUGAGAAUGAACAGUCUAGAGAAAAGAGUGCUAAAGCCCAAAAAAGAAAAGAUCCUCAGUUUUGUAGGAAGGAAAAUAUUGCAAGAAAACGCAGAAAGAAUGGAACAUCACUUACAAAUGCAAUAUCAGCAUUUAACAAAAGAAUAGAAGAAGGACCAUUAUAUGUAUGUACAUGCUGUCACCAGACCUGGUUUUCUCAUUCAGUUGUUGAUAGCAACUUUCUUAGAAAAAAUUUACCUCCUGAAGAUGUAGAAAAUUUCUCACCAACUAUGUUUCAAUUGGAGGAAAAGAAUGGAUAUGUUUAA